CGAGGCUGGGGGAGAAAUAAGGGAAAAGUUGAGCUGGGAGAAGUUUGCAGCAAUGCCCUUACUGAGCACUCUGCCGAAUUCCUGUAGGAAGGAAAGAUAGGGGGGCAGAAAGAAAGGAAGAGAGGAAGAAACUGGAAGGAGAAGUAAAGGAUUGUGCUUGAGAGGAGGGGGCAGAAGCUGCUGUGCAUUUUGUUUUGGGGGGGCAAAAUGAGCCUGUUGUCAGCUAUUGAUACCACUGCUCCAGUAUACCAGCCUGCCCAGCUCCUGAACUGGGUUUAUUUAUCUCUGCAAGACACACAUCAAACCAGCGCCUUUGAUGCCUUCAGACCAGAGUCCAGUUCUGCCUCUCACCCUGAUCUCAACAGCUACUCCAAAAGCCCCCCAGAUCUGAGUUCCUCCAUCCACUCCAGCUAUCUGAGCAGUUUUCUGCAACUCCAGAGGACUGAGGCAUUAGGUAACAGCCUUUAUAAGAGUGCCUCUCCAUAUGGGUCCCUAAAUAAUAUUGUGGAUGGGCUAAGCUCGCUCACAGAACAUUUCUCCGAAAUCUCUCUAUCCUCCGAGAAUAGAAAACCCAGCAAAAGACCCCCUCCAAACUAUCUGUGUCACCUCUGCUUUAACAAAGGUCAUUACAUCAAGGACUGUCCUCAGGCUCGUCCCAAGGGGGAAGGGUUGACACCAUACCAAGGAAAAAAACGCUGUUUUGGAGAGUACAAGUGUCCAAAGUGCAAGAGGAAAUGGAUGAGUGGAAACUCGUGGGCCAACAUGGGUCAGGAAUGUAUAAAGUGCCACAUCAAUGUAUAUCCUCAUAAGCAGAGACCCCUAGAAAAACCUGAUGGUCUUGACGUGUCUGAUCAGAGCAAAGAACACCCACAGCACCUGUGUGAAAAGUGCAAGGUGUUAGGCUACUACUGCCGCCGUGUUCAGUAAAUUGUCAGGAGACAGAAGUGAAUCAACAGGCACAAAUUAUGAAAUGCAAGAAACAAAAUGUACUAGUUGGUAAACCAGGGAUGUCAACCUUCCAACUUUCCAGCCAUUGUCUUGCUGAGAUGCAACAGAUUGUGGGCUGAUAAUUUGGCAUCUGUUAUAUCUGUUAUAUUAACUAAUGAUAUACCCUGAGAACUUUAGAAUGUAACAUUCUUCCUGUGUAUUUGUAUAAGAAGUAUUUAUAAAGUAUUACACCUUUUGAAAUAGUGUUACAGAUGUUGCUAUCUUGCUACAGAUUUUUUUAAACAUCUUUUUUAAACAUUAAUUUUGCAGCCGGUUGUAUCUUGAUCAUAACUGAUAGCUGCUUCAUCCAGAGAUGUAUGCAUUUACAUAGAAUUUUGUCUCCAGAAAUUUUUGUUUGGAUAUUUUCAGUUUAUACUACAUUACACUCUAAAAAAUUACCUAACAAUGUACUGAAAAUGUCUAGCCUAUGUGUGGGUUUAUACUUAUAUUGUUCAUAAUUUUUUCCAUCAUUAUAACGUGUCCAAGAUUACAGAGGCACUUGCUAACUAUAUAAUUUGUCUUAUUUAUAGUAUUUAGUGUCUGUGCGCUGUAUCAAGAGGUAAAAAAGCUUGUUCACCUUUAAAUUAACUUUUAGUAUGGCUGAAGGUGUCAGUGGCUCUGCAUUUUAAAGCUGGAAAGAUGCAGAAGAGGAAAGCAAAUAAUGAAAAAAUUAUAAACAAAAAUAAUGAAGACAAAUUGCAAAGUUUCAAUAGGACAUUCUAUAACAUACUAAAAGUUAACUUAGAUGUAAACCACCCCUUUAAGAAUUCAGCGCAGCUUAAUAUCAAAAUUCUGAUAUUUUUACAGCACAGAAACUAUAAGCACUAACAAAAAUACUGUUUUUUUUAACCAAUGCUGUGCACCACUAGAAAUGGCAAUACACAUUUUAACAGACAGAGCACUAAUAAAUAGUGCUGGUUACUGUAUCAUACAAAACAUUUUGAAUGCUAAAAACUGUAUUUAUGAAAGUUUGAAAAGAAAAAAAUAUUUUUGUUUGAAAAUGCUGUUUUCCAUGUUUCUCCUAAAUUUACCAAAUCUACUAAAAUCAUAACUUUUUACUGUUCAUUGUUACCAUUGUGAUUUGACAGUUUUUUCCAUUUUCACCUAAGUUUCUAAAGACACUUUCACAUUUUCACCAUAAAUUGCCAUAGAGCAUUCUUUAUGUAAGGAUUGUUACAAAUGCUGAAGAAUCAUUUUGAAAUGUCCCAGGAAAUCCUAUGGAAAAUCUGCUCUGGAAAUGUAAGUCUAAGCUGCUUAGACUGGGAAAAGCCAACUUCAUACUUGAUAAAUACAGCCCACAAUUUUUGUCAUGUGAAAAUAAAAAAAAAUCUAGCAAGUGAUGGAAACUCUACGUAACUGAAAAUAAUCCCCCCUCCUUGGGAGAUAUGGGGGAUUUGUUUACAUGAAAUAUUUCCCCUUUUGCUGCUAGAAGAGUUUAAGGUCUUAAAUGUUCUCUGCAGCAAAAGGUUUAAAAUAUGGCCUAUAAGCACAACAAGCCUUAUUGGACCUGAUAUUAGCAGUAUUACAUGUUGUGUUUUAGUUUGUAGUAGG
Xenopus laevis (African clawed frog) is the source of this 2538-nucleotide messenger RNA. It is a transcript of the gene zcchc24.L, whose product is annotated as zinc finger CCHC domain-containing protein 24. Gene Ontology annotation, molecular function: nucleic acid binding; zinc ion binding. The transcript is spliced from 4 exons. The record is from RefSeq and is a predicted model, not a curated record. Bases 208 to 927 code for a protein of 239 amino acids. NCBI's taxonomy places the organism in Eukaryota, Metazoa, Chordata, Amphibia, Anura, Pipidae.